UUUGCCCUGCGCCGCUGUCACUUCCAGUUCCUACUUCUCCGAUCCAGGUCCGGGUCACUGCUUCCCCACUGCUAGCUGGGUCCCUCCAGGCCGUUCGCCCUCCUAGGCUGUGCCUACAAGCGGCAGGAGGUCAGAGCAGCCAGCUCAGAGGGGUGUGUGUGUGGGGGGAACCUCAGGGACAGGCGCUCUGGGGGGAUCCAGUCCCCUCCAUUAGCAGCCCCGCGUGCCCACACUGGGCUCACUGCCAACGCAGCCAGCGGGGCGCCCUUCCCGCACCCCGAUUGGAUUCGAUGGUCCUCCCCUCUGUCUGCUUGAUCCAGCUCCAGCAGAAAGAACUUGAGGGCAAGAAUCUCCUUUAAAAAAGGAAAAAAAAACAAGGCAGCGAUUCCGCGGACUGGAGAGGCUGCCGGCGCGGCGCUGCACGGAGUUUGGCGACGGGCGCCCCCCUCCUCGCUUGCGUCCAGGAGCAAAGUUGCAGCCGCCCCUCCCCGCCGGGGCGAGCCGAGCUCAGCUCGCCAGUUCCUCUGUGGUGGCGGCGGUGCGCAGGCAAAGGGUCCCAGCGCUGGCUCCGGGGAGCUCGGCUCCCGCAGCCUUGGCACGGACUCGCUUGGCCGCCCCCGGGCCCUGUGACACGGAAGGGCGAGCCGCUUCUUCCACGAGCUUGGUGGCGGCAGCGGCGCGGCUGGAGGGAGGAAGCCGCGGAGGACAGACAGGCGGGCAAGCCGCGGAGCCAGGCAUUUGAUCCUGAUGACCUUUAUUCGGGGAUCAAUUUCGCCAAGGUUUUAACUACUCUGUUAGCUGUUAACAAAGCAACAGAAGAUCAGCUAUCAGAAAGACCAUGUGGACAUUCCUCUUCUCUUAGUGCUGCUAAUACUUCUCAGACAAACCCAGAGGGAGCAGUUUCUAGCACAGCUCCAGGGCCACAAAGGCAGUCAAAGGCAGUGGAGAUGACAGAGAAUGGAAGUCACCAGUUGGUAGUGAAGGCAAGAUUCAACUUUAAGCAGACUAAUGAAGAUGAACUAUCUGUCUGUAAAGGCGACAUCAUUUAUGUCACUCGAGUUGAAGAAGGAGGCUGGUGGGAAGGCACAUUAAAUGGGAGAACAGGCUGGUUCCCUAGUAAUUAUGUUCGAGAAAUUAAAGCCAGUGAGAGACCUCUCUCCCCCAAGGCUGUCAAAGGAUUUGAAACGGCUCCACUUACCAAGAAUUAUUAUACUGUGGUGUUACAGAAUAUCUUGGACAAUGAGAAAGAAUAUGCUAAAGAACUCCAGUCUCUGCUUGUUACUUACCUAAGACCUCUGCAGUCCAACAACAAUCUGAGCUCUGUGGAGUUUACAUCUUUACUGGGAAACUUUGAAGAAGUAUGUACAUUUCAACAGACACUCUGCCAAGCCUUGGAAGACUGUUCUAAAUUUCCAGAAAACCAACACAAAGUGGGAGGUUGUCUGCUGAACCUCAUGCCUCAUUUUAAAUCUAUGUAUUUGGCUUACUGCGCCAAUCAUCCUUCAGCUGUGAGUGUGCUCACUCAGCACAGUGAUGUUCUGGAACAGUUCAUGGAAAAUCAAGGCGCAUCCAGUCCAGGUAUCCUCAUUUUAACAACAAGCCUCAGCAAACCAUUCAUGCGCCUAGAAAAAUAUGUUACUCUUCUGCAAGAGUUGGAACGGCAUAUGGAGGAUACUCAUCCAGAUCAUCAGGAUAUUUUGAAAGCAAUUGUAGCGUUCAAAAUGCUCAUGGGACAGUGCCAAGAUCUGAGGAAGAGAAAACAACUAGAGUUGCAGAUACUUUCCGAACCUAUUCAGGCAUGGGAAGGGGAGGAUAUUAAAACUUUGGGAAAUGUGAUUUUUAUGUCACAAGUAAUGGUGCAGUAUGGAACCUCUGAGGACAAAGAGGAGCGGUACCUUCUGCUGUUUUCAAGUGUCCUGCUAAUGUUAUCUGCCAGUCCUCGGAUGAGUGGUUUCAUCUAUCAGGGGAAAAUAACAGUAGCAGGAAUGGCAGUGAAUAGAUUAGAUGACAUUGACGGGAAUGACUGGUCAUUUGAAAUCACAGGUAACAUAAUAGAGAGAAUUGUGGUCCAUUGCAACAACAACCAGGACUUCCAGGAAUGGUUAGAGCAUCUGACCAGACUAACCAGGGGACCCACCUCUUGCAGUUCAUUAUCCAAAACUUCAUCAUCAUCAUGUAGUGCUCAUUCCAUAUUUUCCCAGUCUUUUAGCUCUAUUGGACAACUUCGAGGACCCUUGGAACCUCUUCAAAUUAUAAAGCCAUGGAGUUUAAGUUGUCUACGACCUGCACCUCCACUUAGACCAUCAGCAGCACUAGGUUAUAAAGAGAGGAUGUCUUAUAUCUUAAAGGAGUCUAGUAAAAGCCCCAAGACAAUGAAGAAGUUUCUUCAUAAAAGGAAGACUGAGAGAAAAACAUCUGAGGAGGAAUAUGUGAUUAGGAAAAGUACGGCUGCUCUGGAAGAAGAUGCUCAGAUCCUUAAGGUGAUUGAAGCCUACUGCACCAGCGCCAAUUUUCAGCAAGGUGCUCGCAAAGAUUCUGUUCCACAAGUCUUACUCCCGGAGGAAGAGAAACUCAUCAUUGAGGAAACCAGAAGCAAUGGACAGACCGUCAUUGAGGAAAAGAGCCUUGUUGAUACUGUUUAUGCCUUGAAGGAUGAAGUCAAAGAACUGAAGCAGGAGAAUAAAAGAAUGAAGCAAUGCCUGGAAGAAGAACUGAAGUCAAGAAGGGACCUAGAAAAGUUGGUUCGGAGACUGUUAAAGCAAACAGAUGAGUGCAUUAGAGCUGAAUCCAGUAGCAAGACCUCUGUUCUUCCAUAACCAACACUGUGUUGCUGGGCAGUGUGCCUUCAGCUCAUCUUGAAAUGUCCAGCCAAAUGAUUUGACUCAGUUUGCUCCCUUCUUUGGCUUUUGUUUUAUUGUUUGACUCUGUCACCCACCCUGUGUGUGAGUGUAUGUGUGUAUUCACAUGCACAUGUGUGUUUGCUUGGAUGUUUGUUGUCAUUUGGUUAUUGGUUGGUCAUUCUUUUCUAUUCAACAGAGGACAAGGCAAAAAGUGGUGGUUGAAGAAGCCCCAGAAUCUUCACCAUUCACUCAGAGCACGAAAGCCAAAGCUCCAUUUCACAGGGUUGUUUGGGUUGGUUUUUUUUUUUUUUGCCCUUGGUCAAGCUUGUUGGCUUGGCUAUUGUCACAAAGCAGCUGCCUAUGGUAUAUUAAAUAUAAACCCAAGUUUCCCUCAAUGCUUUCCUGUACCUGGCAGCCCCUCAGCCCUUCUAGUACCUAAUUGACAACACUUCCUGAGCUAUGACUAGUGUAGGUGAAAGACUAAUACCUUUGUCGAAUGAUCCACAUGCCCUACUCUAGACUCUCACACACCACCCUUCAGUGACACUUCCAAAAGAAAUUGGUACCCCAUGUUGUUUAUGAAGACUCUGAAAAGUGUAAUCUCCUUAUUCCAUCUGUGCGAAUGUACAUUUCGCCUCAGUGGAGCAUAAGUUCUGGCCAUUGGCACUGAACCCAAAUCCAUCAGUGAGUUGCAUUGGGCAAUCCUCUCCUUCAGUAGCAGAGCUGGGCAGCUCUUCCCAGUGCAUGAUAGGUUUCUAACCCCAUUGCCUUCUACCUAAGUGUGUAAAUGUUCUAUUUCCCCAGUACUUUUAGCCAGCCAUACCAAGUGGUGUGAAAAUUAGUAUGUAUGUGCUUUGCUUACUGUGUAAAAAUGUAGUUAGACUGUGAGCAGUUACUUUACAUGACAUGUUCAAAUAAUGACCCUUCCAAGUCACUUACCUGCAUUGAGAAGAUAAUUGUGCCCCAGUAGACAUCUUUCAUUCACUUUAGCUCUCCUUUAUGGUGUGAGAAGUUGUAACCAUCAUUAUAAUCAGCAUCUUUCGAGGUGCACUCAGCAUUAUUGGAAAAAAAUGUGCUAUUAGUCCAGUUUUU
Perognathus longimembris pacificus (Pacific pocket mouse) is the source of this 3932-nucleotide messenger RNA. RefSeq names its product Rac/Cdc42 guanine nucleotide exchange factor 6 (gene Arhgef6). Bases 948 to 2816 code for a protein of 622 amino acids. The transcript has 21 exons. Lineage: Eukaryota; Metazoa; Chordata; Mammalia; Rodentia; Heteromyidae. Gene Ontology annotation, biological process: intracellular signal transduction. Gene Ontology annotation, molecular function: protein binding; guanyl-nucleotide exchange factor activity. The record is from RefSeq and is a predicted model, not a curated record.